AUGACAAAUGUGAGUGCAGUUAACGACAACAGGUCUUUGUCGCUCAAUCAAUCCCUUGAGAACAUCGAACUGCGUGACAUAAACAUAAGAGUUCUAAAGGAAACGCAUCAGCAAACGUGGAAUAUUACAAAAGAGAAGGUGGCUAUCAUUGUGCCAUAUAGGAAUCGAGGCAAACACUUGUUCACUUUUCUUUCUCGCAUGCUUCCCUUCCUCAGUAAACAAGAUGGGCAAUAUGUUAUAAUCAUUACAGAACAGGCUGGUAAUGAACCAUUCAAUCGCGCCAAAUUAUUCAAUGUGGCAGUCAAGGAGAUACGGCAAAGCCUUUUUGGUGACCGUUUGUAUGGAAUAAAUUGCUUCAUUUUCCAUGAUGUCGACAAGGUGCCAAGUUUGCCCUCUACUACUUACAAAUGUGGAGGGAAUGUCAGACAGUUGGUAACUGCAUUUCGCCAGGAGACUGGAAUUAGGUGGCUAUACAACACAUUUUUGGGAGGUGUUACAGCAUUCACAUGGGACCACGUAGCGAAAAUUAAUGGCGCUUCAAAUAUCUACUUCGGUUGGGGAGGUGAAGAUGAUGACCUGUAUAUUCGGCUGAAAUUGAAUAAUAUUACAGUGGAUCGACCUGCGGAGCGCGAAGGAAUUUUUGAUGAAUUCGAUCCAAAUCAUCCGCGUGAAUACAACCCUGAAAGAUUCGCACUUUGUUCUCCAAAGAAUGUAACUGCCCGGUGGCGAAACGAUGGAAUUCAGCAAACACGCUAUCGCCUUCUCAACAGAAUUGACUACGAUCUUUUCGUCUGGCUUUUUGUGUCCGUUUAA
Dibothriocephalus latus is the source of this 813-nucleotide messenger RNA. The record is from the annotation of a GenBank genome assembly. NCBI's taxonomy places the organism in Eukaryota, Metazoa, Platyhelminthes, Cestoda, Diphyllobothriidea, Diphyllobothriidae.